CCUCGACCCUCUCUCUCUCUCUCUCUCUUUCUCCGUCUGGCUUGCUGGCUGUCUCUUUCGCUACCUACCAUCUCGUCCCCAUCCCUUUUGCCUGGUCCAUCGAUCCUUUCUUACGUUGCAAUGGCCCAGGAAGAAGAUCCCCUCAUCCAGGCUCUGCCUCCUGCGACCGACUACCUCACCUACCUCACCCUCCUCGAGUACCAGCUCACCCCCGCCCGCCUACCCACCCUCCACAAGCUCCUCCAGGAUGAGGUGCUCACAACCAACAUUGGCUGGGACCUGGUGCAGCUGUUGCUGCCCAUGCUGCCUCAAUCCAUCGAUUGCCUACACGAUAUCGCCCGAUUGGGAAACCCGAGGGAGGUGAUUUUGCGAGUUUCGGAUGCGCUCAUGCAGCUACAACCCGUGGAUGAGGACGAGGACGAGGACAGUGAGGAUGAUAGUGCUGAGCCUGCUGGGCCAGGGAGUUCUGGUCAAUCGGGGGAGGCGUCACAGAAUGCUACGGGCAGUGGAGAUAGUCCAUCCGCUUUGCCGCGCCAUGUCGUACAGUUCAAUACGCUGGUCGCCAUGCUGUCGGUUCUUCACUCCCGCAUCCAAACCAAAUCUCCCAGUCGGUUUCUUGCGACGUCGCUGCAAGCCGUACUAGAAGCUUAUACCCUCAUGCCCACGAGUGAGACAACAAUUGCGCUGCUAGAGUUCUUCAGAACUGUGUCGCCGUCAAAGAGACCAGCACCGCCUCCUAGAGUGCCCAGUGAGUCGAGCGUACUGCGUCUGGCGGAAGCAGCAGCACCCGACCCGGAAGCAGAGGUUCAGUCGCCGUCUCCAGCAAGUGACCAGGAGCCAGUGCUGGUCCAGAAAUUCUUGCAAUUUGGCCUGAUUGAGGUGCUCAAAUCAUACCUGUUGAGCUUCUCUGGUCCCUCGGACCCGGGAAUGUCUUGGGCUAUCAGGUUGCAAGAGAAGCUCCAGCCCGGGAUGCGAUUGAUCAAACAGGAAACUCAGAGUGAUCUCUUCGCAACUCACAAGGAGCUGAAAGAGAGGGACAUGAUCAUUGCAAAAAUCACGGCCCUAUCUCGAGAUUUUGGUCUCAAUGAUAAGAAGCUUCUUGAGAUUGUCCUCCAGUCUCCGGGUGACCAGCCUCUCCCUCUUGACUUUGAAGAGCCCCCCCGAAAGGCGGAUGAGAUUCCAUUAGAACGACAUGGAUCUCUGCUUCUGCUCGCGGCCCGGGCGGCCACUGCAGAGCUGUUCUCGUCUGGCCAAGUCACUCCUAUCGCCAUUUACCCCAACCUGACACGAAUCUUCCAAAACUUCGUCGGAGGGUAUAACUCGCCGGACGAUGUGGCAUUCGGACAGCCCCAAGUGCUGCUGGACUCGCUGCUUACUCUGACUGUCUUUUCCAUGCAACAAACGAACGACCCAAUCCCCAGCGAAAAAGAGUUUAUCAAAUUUGUUCUGACUUUGACCGCUUGCACGGCGCGCCAGAACUACAGCUCCGUGCGACGGAUUCCCGGAACAAUCAUCCAGAAACACCCGUCGCAGGUCUCACAAUUCAAACUGAUCCGAACCGUCUUGGAAGACGAUCGCUUCCAGUCGGUCAAGGACAGUGCAAUUGGAUGGCUAAAGACGGGGAUUCUCGAGGCAGCAAAUUCAUCCGAACGGGGCACUCCGUCGGAGCCCAGCAUCUUUCUCAACCCGCACUACCUCUCGGUGCUGUUCCCAUCGCUCUUCAACUCCUCCGAGUUACUCAUGAACGUGUCCUCCGACCUUGUGGCUUCAUGGAUCAAGUUCUCGCAGACUCUCUCUCCAUCUAUCCACGCGGCCCUCAGCCUAUACUACACCCUCGUGUCAUCGUCGAACCUGCGCAAGCAGCUCCAGCUCGAAAAGACGUAUGUCUACUUCCGCAACCGGUUCCUAGAGCCGCUCAAGUCCCUCUGCCAUGCGUUCGAAGCGGACUUGGUGCGGAACGGCGGCGAUGGCAAGAUCGAAGGCGCGGUCGGCGAGAGUCUGAGCCAGGUCGGGAUGGCGCGAUCAGUCGGCCUAGUGUCGUACAUGCUAGAGCAGGUCGAAGACGCGGUCGGUGAGGCUUUUGUGUUGCAAGACUCGGAGCUGCCGGAGCCGAGCGCAGAUGACAUCGCACGAGUGGACAUGAUCCGGAUGGAGACGUCCCCUUAAACUCAACUGUAAAUAGAAAUGCCACGGCCUGAGUGUUCAAUGUGCAGGCCUAUUGAUACCUCUGCGAAUGACUUUUAUGAGCUGGAGUGGGUAAUAUUUUUGUCGAUCUGUAUGCUAUCUGCUGUAUUGGACUAACACAAAUGAAGUACACGGUAAUUCUAGACUCGUUGUGCCGCCAUUCAACUAUUACCCAUAUAUAGGAAAUCCUAG
Aspergillus sclerotioniger CBS 115572 is the source of this 2376-nucleotide messenger RNA. RefSeq lists its product as uncharacterized. Gene Ontology annotation, biological process: cellular response to oxidative stress. The record is from RefSeq and is a predicted model, not a curated record. Gene Ontology annotation, cellular component: cytoplasm. Bases 121 to 2166 code for a protein of 681 amino acids. Lineage: Eukaryota; Fungi; Ascomycota; Eurotiomycetes; Eurotiales; Aspergillaceae. The transcript has 2 exons.